AUGCCGAGCUCGACGAGACGUCGUCGAGUAGACGACAGCGAAGACGAAGCAGAAGACGUUACAUAUCCAUCACAGCGUCGAUCGCAACCCCUGCGGUUCAAAGCAGAAGCCUCAUCUUCAACAGUCGGAACGAGCGGCUCGCGUGUUGCGGCUGAUGCUGCCGCAUCGUCAUCAUCCAAAAAUUCCGAAUCUGACAGCCUCGAUUGGAAAGCCGACCUGCGCCCUCAACCUUUGGGCAAAGAGCACGUUCCCAACGUCCGCAGCCUCAUGGCAGAAAUCAAAUCGCAAGAGCCUUCGCUGCUUAAAUGCAUCGAGCUGCUCAACGAAACUGCCGAGCAGGUGGCUGAAGCAUUUCGCACUCAAGACUCGUGUCCCGAACUGGAUCAAGCCGAUGCCGACCUGCGCGAACUCAUCGAUGCGCAAGCGGAAAAAGUGAUCCGUCGAAGAGUCCUCGAGGAGAUCGCGCAAGACCUGCACACCGGUGUAUACCUCGACAACCCAGCGAGCAAAUACAAAGAAGAAGUGCAAACGCGCCUCGAUGCGUACAACGAGCAAACGUCGAGGAAGAAAUACGCAAAGAACACCGACUAUCACAACUUUAAAAAUACGGUAUGGGUCGCAAAGGAAGAUGGACCGAUGCCACUGGUGAUCGAUUUGAUCCCACCCGAAUUUGGUGAUGAUAAGGAUGACGAUAGCGAUGACGAAGAGAUCCAAACGGGUGGAUUGGUGAUCAACUUCCGCUGUCCGUUGACGACCAACAUUUUAGAGGACCCUUUGACCAACCCCUCAUGCAACCACUCGUACUCGCGAAGCGCCGUCCAAGAGUACGUGGCAGCAGGCAACUACAAAUGCCCCGCUUCCUCUUGUUCCGCAAACCUCAGCCUGCGUAUGCUCAGGCAAGAUCCUGCUCUAGUCAAGAAAGUCGCCGCAUUCAAGAGGAGGGAGGAAGAGCGGCUUAUCACUCGAAGACAGACAUCUACCGUUCUGUACUGA
Messenger RNA from Mycosarcoma maydis (corn smut), 993 nucleotides. RefSeq lists its product as uncharacterized. The record is from RefSeq and is a predicted model, not a curated record. Gene Ontology annotation, cellular component: nucleus; Smc5-Smc6 complex. The transcript has 2 exons. Bases 1 to 993 code for a protein of 330 amino acids. Lineage: Eukaryota; Fungi; Basidiomycota; Ustilaginomycetes; Ustilaginales. Gene Ontology annotation, biological process: double-strand break repair via homologous recombination; protein sumoylation. Gene Ontology annotation, molecular function: SUMO ligase activity; zinc ion binding.